UAUGCAGUAAAAUUAAAGAAAAAAUAAUUAUAAUCAAAACAGCAUCAUAACAGAUGUGAAUGAAAUUAUUAAAUAAUAUCAUGUUUCAAUGUUUAAGGAACAAGAAGAAAGGUCUUGGAAAAAUCAAAAAAAAACCAAAUUCAUAUUGUUAUAAGAAAAAAAAAACAACGAUAAUAAAUUCAUAACUUCUUAUCAAUUACUUGAACUACGAUUAAAACAACAUUAAAUUUAGAAAGAUAAAUCAAAAAUAUUUAUUAAUGGAAAUAGAUUAUAAACAAUAAGUGAUAUUACAUAUAGCACAAUUAAUAAAGAAUGA
Messenger RNA from Paramecium sonneborni, 316 nucleotides. The record is from the annotation of a GenBank genome assembly. Lineage: Eukaryota; Ciliophora; Oligohymenophorea; Peniculida; Parameciidae.